ACGGAUCCUGAACAACCUCAUGCGCGUGCCUAUUCGACUCGCGAUUCUUACCAGCUUCUAUUCUACGGCUCGGAUGGCCUUUAGAGAACUGCGAUAGCUCUAUUAUGAGCAAGUUAAGGGCAUCGUGGCGGUAGCUAGUCGACGCCACUAAGCUCGGCCUCCGAGCCUAGCCAGGACCUCGCAGUGCUAUUGUCAGCCUCACGUGCCACAAAAGGACCCGCUGGCAUCAACAUUUUGUCAGACCUUCUCGACUUCCUCUCUUCUCUAUACGACGCCUUCCUGGCCCGCGGAUGCAAAAAAGCGCGGAGUCGCGCCGAGUCCCCUGGCCUUCUAGUUCUGCCGCGGAGUUCGGACCCCAACUUUACGAAGCGCAGCGCAGCACAGCACUUCAGGCUGGCCGUUGUCGACGCGGCUGACAGGCGGAUAUCGAAUGGAAAAGAGAAGGUAAAGACGCAACAAGGCAAGGCAUACCCUUCCCUCGACCAUGGUUUUUGGAUACGAGUUCGUCACAUUGGACAAGGGACAAAAACAUGCGCGGAGAGAGCUCCUUGAUUUCUACGGCUUGGUAGCGCAGUGGUCUGUCCUGUUCGUCUUCGCCGUAUUUCAGCUUUGCUUCUUCCUAGCAUGGCUCACCAAACACGGACUGGAGUAUGAGCGGCCGAGGUCUCCGUCCUUCAACAAGCGCCUCGACGGAAAACGGACAUGGUUACGGAAAUCACGACAAGGCUGGGCCCGGAUGAUGUGGUGGCUCCAGAAGCCUGUGAUCCCAGAUUGGGGAACUAGGACAGAAUGGAUUGGAGGAGGCGUUUGGACGUUUUGGCUGUUGUAUCUCUGCGUAGUCCGCACCGGAAAUGACUAUCUUCAUCUCACCAAGCGUUUCGGAGCGAUUGGAGCCUCACAGCUACCGCUACACUAUCUGCUUGCCAUGAGGGCGCCUUAUUCGCCGAUCCAGUGGCUCACGCGGCUUUCUCAUGAGCAACUAAAAGCUUCACAUCAAGUCUUGGGACGCAUUAUCUUCGCCCUUUUCGGUCUGCAUGCGGCUUUCUAUUUGAACUUCUUCGUGCGAUCUGGCUUCCUAGCCAAGCGGAUCAAGGAUAAAGAUGUCAUUUUCGGAAUCAUCAGCAUCACCCUCUUCUCAGCUAUCAGUACUACCGCUCUAGGCCAAUUGCGGCGAUGGAACUACCGAGUUUUCUAUGUUUCACACGUAGUAAUCGCAAAUAUCCUGGUAGUGCCGCUUUUCCUCCAUGUACACCAUAUCCGGCCAUAUAUCUGGGAGGUCGUCUUGGUCAACGCCUUACACCUGGUCUUUCGCACGAAGAGCCUCAAGAUCUACUCCGGUACCAUCAAACUCCUACCUGGAACUAACCUCGUGGAAGUCCGCAUCCCCUUAGCGAGCAUGAGCUCAGCUCUUACAUGGCAACCUGGACAGCACGUCUACCUGAGUCAACCCACAGGGUCGAAGUACUCGACGGCGUAUGACCAGUUCGUAUUACGGAAUCAGACCAAUCCGUUCACCGUCGCCUCAAUCCCGGUCAAGGACAAGGAGCUGCUUCUUGUGGCACGGACUAUGAAGGGUAAUACCAAGCAGCUCGCAGAGUUGGCGCGUUCUCUUUCCACAGACGCUCCUGGUGAAGCCCCUAGCAUUCCAAUAGCGCUAGAAGGACCCUACGGCGCUUCAACCCAUCUGCCCGACUUCUCUGCAUUCGACCAGAUACUGCUCGUAGCCGGCGGUAUCGGUGCGACGUUCACAAUGCCGAUCUAUCGCAGCAUACUCGAGUUUCAGGACCCCGAUCACGCCGGCCACCCGCAAAUCCGCUUCAUUUGGGCCGUCCAAAAGCUUGCAGACACGCAGUGGGCGUUCCCCAGCAGCGACUCCGCACACGACGAAGAGUCGGAAGAGGAAGGAGCGAAGGAUCCAAGCGCCGUAGAGGUUUUCGUGACACGAGGCUCGGGACCGAGUCUGCAGGUAGCCGAGAACGGAGACGAGAUAGAGCUGGCGGAGGACGAUCAGCUGCUUUCGAUGGAGGAGGAGAUGAAGAAGCCGAGGAAGGGAAUGGAGUUGAAGGUGGGGCGACCGAAGAUAUCAGCGAUCGUGGAUGAGGUGUGUAGUAAAGGCGCUAGGGUUGCCGUCAUUACCUGCGGGCCACGCCGAAUGACAAGAAAGUUGAGCGAUAGCGUGAGGCAGUGGGUCAACCAAGGGCAUGAGGUGUACUGGCAUGAGGAGACGUUCGGUUGGUAGAGGAUCAGCAAUACUACGACUUGCAGUUUUCGCGUCGUUGAAGGAUUCCGAGGUAGCCAAUGUGCGGUG
Trematosphaeria pertusa is the source of this 2308-nucleotide messenger RNA. RefSeq lists its product as uncharacterized. Gene Ontology annotation, molecular function: ferric-chelate reductase activity. The transcript has 2 exons. The record is from RefSeq and is a predicted model, not a curated record. Gene Ontology annotation, cellular component: plasma membrane. Gene Ontology annotation, biological process: iron ion transport; intracellular iron ion homeostasis; copper ion import. Bases 485 to 2239 code for a protein of 584 amino acids. NCBI's taxonomy places the organism in Eukaryota, Fungi, Ascomycota, Dothideomycetes, Pleosporales, Trematosphaeriaceae.